UUUCAUCCCUGCAAUCUGUUCUCUUUCAUCAGCAGAUGAAAUGAAUAGCACGCAAAACACGCGAUAAAGGAAAUAAGCAAAAUGACACCGAAGGGCAGGGAAUACUCGAACACCACCCCUGCCUCAUUACAAGGCUUGCUGCCAGAAUUGGUCGAGGUAGUGGCAUCGUUCCUGGAGGCUACCGACCUGUGCAAACUGCGAAUGACAUGCAGGACUCUCUAUAACAACACGCAUGAUGUAUUUUGGUGCACCUCGCUUCGAAACAUCCAAACAGAUCUAUCCCACGCCAGUCUGACGAAACUGAACAUUCUCUCGAACAACCCGCAACUAUCUCGUUACGUUCAUCGCUUGACCUUCAAAGGGUUUGCUGGGAAUGGCGAUAUCCUUGGACAAGGGCUGGACUGGAAUCGCCAUUCGUCCGGUCAUCUCAUCGACCUGCAAGAACAGCCUGGCGUGAAGCUGCUACGGCCGAUUCUCUCUCGGCUCCCCAACUGCAAAUCAUUCGAGUGCUGCUCCAUCUCUACUCCAGACCACGUUGCGCUGGAAGGCAUUACCGGCGCUACCGAUGCAGCUCAAGUUAUAUUGGAUAUUGUUGCCGAGACUAGACUAUCAGUUGCUUCAUUUUCAGCGAACCUGUCAGGUCGCAGCUAUCUCGAUCCCAGACGGUUCCAAUUGGAUUACUUCAAAAAGUCUGGGUUUGUUGAAAGAUGGGCACAUCUUGAGGAAUUGAUUUUGCACUUUACGCCUGACGACGAGGUCAUCCUCGACUGGGCGACACAAUUGAUCCUGCUUGCCCGCAACGUGAAGAAGUUGAAUAUGUCGCUUGGUACUGAUCGCAAUACGUUUAUUUUUAUGCGGCGCCUGGCAAAGACGGAGAAGAGUCUUGCAUGGCCCCAACUACAAGAGCUCCGAUUGAGUCGUGCCAGUUCAUCAUUUGCAGAUCUCACAGCGUUGCUGCACGAAUGCCAGCAGACGCUUCGAGUUCUUCAUAUCGGGCUGCUGGCAACGGAUGCCACUCUUUCUGACCUGCAAAUAUUUUUUCAAACUCUGAGAACGGGAUUUCCUUUGGAGGAAAUUGAUUUUGGAGCAUGGUUGUCUCGCCCACAUACAGGUAUACAGAGGCUUUGGGCUGUUCAUUACCCACGGCUUCUUGACAAUUUGAAUAUGGACGAGGGGGAGAAGGUCAGGGUCAAUGUUAGAGAGAUGGGGAGUGACGGGGAGCAGAGGACGCGCUUGGUGGCUUAUUCUGGACCGCAAGUGCGUGCUGUGUUGGAUGCGCUGGCACGAUCAGUGGACUUUGUUUGAUGUCUCUACACUCCCAGUUUAAGUAAUCGCGGGUUUCAGGUUAACGCUGAUAAUUCGCCCAACCCCGCAUCACACUCUCAGCACCAUAACAGCCAUUCUCAAUUUUAACGAAGAGCAGGGAUACCUCCACCUGAAGUCUGUGAUCACCUGAAAUGUCUGAUCUAGACGCGACAACGCCUCGCGUGUUCAUUGCUCGCCACGGAGAAACCGAAUGGACCAAGAAUGGUCGAUACACCGGAAUCACCGAGCUGGAGCUCACUGCCG
Aspergillus versicolor CBS 583.65 is the source of this 1569-nucleotide messenger RNA. RefSeq lists its product as uncharacterized. Bases 82 to 1305 code for a protein of 407 amino acids. The transcript has 3 exons. Lineage: Eukaryota; Fungi; Ascomycota; Eurotiomycetes; Eurotiales; Aspergillaceae. Gene Ontology annotation, molecular function: protein binding. The record is from RefSeq and is a predicted model, not a curated record.